Messenger RNA from Ilex paraguariensis (yerba mate), 462 nucleotides. The record is from the annotation of a GenBank genome assembly. Lineage: Eukaryota; Viridiplantae; Streptophyta; Magnoliopsida; Aquifoliales; Aquifoliaceae.
AUGUUGGCUUUCCUAAAGAUAAGGAAGCGUGACCGGACGGAACAGGGGCAGCUACUGAAAGUUGGAAUCAAUAAAAAGCUGUCGGUUUAUCAAGCUGCAACCAGGUUACAAAUCAAUAGUCUUUCAUCUGUUGAUUUGGAUGGGAAGUCAUCGAAGAGGUUGUUGCAUGGAACUUUGGCAUUGUUGAUAGAAGCUGCUGAAGCAUGUUUAUUCUCUGUCUGGCGAAAGUUGAGAAUUUGUGAUGAGCUCUUCGGCUUAUUGUUUGUGGGGAUUUCCCAAAUUGCUCUCACUCGUUGUCGUCAGCUGCUGCGUGUCUUGCUCAUUCGCUUCAAACCCCUUGUGUUAAGUACAUGUGCUCAGGGAAUUUCUCUUCAAGCAGUAGGUGGGCCAUACAUGUGGAAUACUCGGUGGCCUUCUGCUGUUCAGCGUAUUUCUCAAGGGACCCCACCUCUUGUAAGUUGA